Messenger RNA from Staurois parvus, 899 nucleotides. Lineage: Eukaryota; Metazoa; Chordata; Amphibia; Anura; Ranidae. The record is from the annotation of a GenBank genome assembly.
CCAGCAGGUCCCGUAACGCAGAAGAAAAAGAGAUAGAAGAACAGGUAACUCACCAGGCUGCCCAGGAGAUGCCCCUACAGACGCGCGCUCACGAUCCACCGUUGUAGAGCGGCCAGCCGUCGCCCCCGCAUCGGGUUCCGACAGCUCGCCCUCCGACCUCUCGUCCUCCGCACGCUGUGCAGAUGGCCUCCCGGUCCCAGGAGCCACAGGUCCUGCUGGUCUGUGCCUCUCACGGCACCAGACACGCUCACCGCCGUUCCUGGGCUCCGACCUGCAGCACUUCCAGCUGCCCUCCGCCCAGCUCCAGUCUUCCGCUGAUGCUGCUGCGGAGCCAGAGCACCAGACCGUCCAGGGGGCCCGCAGGCCGCAGCAGUAGACAGCCCAGCAGCCGCAGAACUCCCUGCUGCACUCCGUCCAGUGCCGAUCCCACGCUGCUGCCUCACGGGAGCUGGAGCCCCAGACUUCUCAGGGGGCCCGCCGGCCGCAGCAGGGGACAGCCCGGCAGCCGCAGCUGUGCGCCUCCCACGCAGGGCUCCCUCCCUGACCGGCACCUUGUCAGUGGAGGUGCCGCAGAUUCCUCUUCUGCCUCCAUGCUGUGCGGGCGGGGGGGAGGGGCUUCCCCCGCGCGAGGACCCGCCCACCGAGCUCCGCCAAUGGCGGGGAUUCCUCCCGGCUUCCCCGCUAGCAGAGGCAAAGGAGCGCCCUGCAAGCGGAGCCGGAGGGGCCCGAGCGGGGCUCCCAUGGUGGCGCUGAGCUCUGGGAGGAGGGGAGGGGAACCCGGGCUAAAGCGCUCCGGAGGCCUAGACCUCCGAGCACGUGGGCGCUCCCGCCCCCCUGCUGCAGGUGAUGAGCCCGGAUCCUGCAAGAGAUCCGAGACACGGCUCUGCAGCCAGUCCAUC